UUGUGAAAGGGCGGGGUGAAGGCAGGAGAUGAAAGAACAACUAGUAGAGCUUCUUGGGCGUAGUUUGGUUGCCAGAGUAACCAGGAAACUUGAAAUACGUUGAGAGCUUCCUGCGCGGUAACUGACUAGUAGAUUCGUGGUAUUGGAGGCCUUGACGCCAUGAAUGUUGCUGAACGAUACGUUUUUGUGGUAGAAUGGUAUGAUCCAAAUGCUUCACUUCUGCGACGUUAUGACCUUUUAUAUUACCCUGUGGAUGGAUCUGUUGAAAUGCAUGAUUUAAAGAAUCAUCGUGUCUUUCUGAAGCGAACUCCAUAUGAGAGUGUGCAUCUACAAGAUUUGUUCAUUGGUAAUAGAGUGACUAUUUUUUCCCGACAACUGCAUCUGAUUGACUAUGGAGAUCAAUACACAGCCCGCCAAUUGUGCAAUAGAAAAGAAAAGACCCUAGCAUUACUUAAACCAGAUGCAGUACCACAUGCUGGAGAGAUAAUUGAUAUGAUAAAUAAAGCUGGAUUUAAAAUAAGCAAACUCAAGAUGAUGAUGCUUUCAAGGAAAGAAGCAACAGAUUUUUAUGUUGAUCAUCAAUCAAAGCCAUUAUAUAAUGAGCUUAUCCAGUUUAUUACAAGUUGUCCUGUUAUUGCUAUGGAGAUUUUAGGAAAUGAUGCUGUCAAUGAAUGGAAGAAAUUAAUAGGACCUGCAAACCCUUCUGUAGCUCGUACAGAUUUUCCUGAAACCAUUAGAGCAAAAUUUGGAACAGAUGGUGUAAGAAAUACAGUUCAUGGUCCUGAUUCUUUUGCUAUUGCUGCCAAGGAAUUGGAGUUGUUCUUUCCCUCAAGUGGAAGUGGUGGCCCAGUAAACACUGCAAAAUUUACUAACUGUACUUGCUGCAUUAUUAAACCUCAUGCUAUUAGUGAAGGGCUAUUGGGAAAGAUCCUAAUUGCCAUCCGAGAUGCAGGCUUUGAAAUUUCAGCUAUGCAGAUGUUCUAUAUGGAUCAAGUUAAUGUUGAAGAAUUUUAUGAAGUUUAUAAAGGAGUAGUAGCUGAAUUUAGCGAUAUGGUGACAGAACUGUAUUCUGGUCCUUGUGUAGCAUUAGAGAUUCAACAAAAUAAUACUACAAAGACAUUCCGUGAAUUCUGUGGACCUGCUGAUCCUGAAAUAGCUCGUCAUCUCCGCCCUGGAACUCUCCGAGCUAUCUUUGGGAAGAACAGAAUUCAGAAUGCUGUUCACUGUACUGAUCUGCCUGAGGAUGGUCUUUUAGAGGUGCAAUAUUUUUUCAAGAUCUUGGAAAAUUAGCAAUAUUAAAAGUGGAUCAGUAACAAAAUGGAACCCUGGAGACAAGAGCAAAGCACACACAUUAAGUUAUGUGUUCAUUCAUUUAUUGUCCAUUGUUUUAACCUGACUGAAUACAAGAUCAACAAGAGCACUGUACUCCUGGCAAUUAUUACAUAUGUUAGAACAUAGAUUUUGCACUUUAGACAACAUUUAACACCAGUCUAUGGGGUACUGCAUUGCUUUUUAUAAAGUUCAAAAUAAAGAUUUAUUUUCAAACAA
Antechinus flavipes (yellow-footed antechinus) is the source of this 1548-nucleotide messenger RNA. It is a transcript of the gene NME7, whose product is annotated as NME/NM23 family member 7. The transcript has 12 exons. NCBI's taxonomy places the organism in Eukaryota, Metazoa, Chordata, Mammalia, Dasyuromorphia, Dasyuridae. The coding region runs from base 160 to 1290 and encodes 376 amino acids. Gene Ontology annotation, molecular function: ATP binding; nucleoside diphosphate kinase activity. Gene Ontology annotation, cellular component: centrosome. Gene Ontology annotation, biological process: CTP biosynthetic process; GTP biosynthetic process; UTP biosynthetic process. The record is from RefSeq and is a predicted model, not a curated record.